This is a messenger RNA of Canariomyces notabilis, 1140 nucleotides long. RefSeq names its product bifunctional D12/D15 fatty acid desaturase. Gene Ontology annotation, biological process: unsaturated fatty acid biosynthetic process. The transcript has 4 exons. The record is from RefSeq and is a predicted model, not a curated record. NCBI's taxonomy places the organism in Eukaryota, Fungi, Ascomycota, Sordariomycetes, Sordariales, Chaetomiaceae. Gene Ontology annotation, molecular function: oxidoreductase activity, acting on paired donors, with oxidation of a pair of donors resulting in the reduction of molecular oxygen to two molecules of water. The coding region runs from base 1 to 1140 and encodes 379 amino acids.
AUGGAUGGAGUUACUGAGGGCCUCCGGUAUCCCGACAUCCAGACCAUCCGGGACGCAAUCCCCGCGCACUGCUUCGUCCCAUCAACAUGGCGCUCGCUGGGCUAUGUCGCCCGCGACGUGGCCAUGACGGUGGGCCUCGGCUGGGCGGCGAUGACCUACAUCCCGCAGAUCGACUCUUUGGCCUGGCGCACGGCCGCGUGGAUCGUGUACGGGUACGUCCAGGGACUGGUAUGCACGGGGAUCUGGAUUCUGGCACAUGAGGCCGGACACGGGGCCUUCUCGGUUCACCGCCGACUGAACGACGCCGUCGGGUGGACGCUGCAUUCAGCGCUGCUGGUGCCCUACUUCAGCUGGAAGUUCUCGCACCACCGCCACCACCGCUUCACGGGCCACAUGGAGAAGGACAUGGCCUUUGUCCCUGCCACCAAGGCCGACCGCGAGAAGCGCCGCCUGGUCGAUCUGUACCUCGACCGCGAGCUGUUUGAGGACGUCCCUCUCGUGCAGCUCGUCAAGCUGCUGGCGCAUCAGCUCGCCGCCUGGCAGAUGUACCUGCUCUUCAAUAUCUCGGCCGGCAGAGGCAGCCAGCAGCGCAAAGCCAGCUGGUGGCGCCUCAGCCACUUUGAGCCCACCAGCGCCGUCUUCCGCCCGAGCGAGGCCUUUUAUAUCGCCCUGUCAGACCUGGGGCUCGCCAUCGUAGGCGGCCUUCUGUACCUUGCGUCGACCGUUGUGGGCUGGAAGACCGUGUUCUUACUGUAUGGCGUGCCGUACUUUUGGGUUCACCAUUGGUUGGUCGCCAUCACCUAUCUGCACCACACGCACCCGGAGGUCCAUCACUUUGAAGCUGAGAGUUGGUCUUUCGUUAAAGGCGCCCUGGCCACCGUAGACCGCGACUUUGGCUUCGUAGGCCGUCACCUCUUCCAUGGCAUCAUCGACACCCACGUUGUCCAUCAUCUUUUCCCGAGAAUUCCGUUCUAUUACGCCGAGGAGGCCACCGAAGCCAUCAAACCGCUGCUGGGGGAUUUGUACCAUCGGGAUGACCGGUCCUUCAUGGGCCAGCUGUGGUCGACUUUCACAAAGUGCAAGUAUGUUGAGGCGGACCCUGCAGUGCCUGGUGCACUGAAGUGGGCCAAGAGCAAGUAA